AUGCCGGAAGCAAAAUUGGAAGAAGCAGUUCAGCUGCGCCCUCCGCAGUCUACUGCCCGCCUGGUGGAGCGCAUCUGUCAGCUGAUAUUUGUCUACGCCAUUUCCUUCGCCGCCAUGUUCAUGCUAGUCACCAAGAUUUCCCCUGGAAAGUGGCCGCUAAAGGAGCCGUCGCUGGACAAGCCCAGACUCAAGCUAGGGGCCACGAACCGCGACUUUCGCAUUGGCAUCUUUUCUGAUCUGCACUUUGGGGAAGUCGAGUUCGCCUCCUGGGGCAUCGAGCAGGACGUCAACUCCACUCGCGUCAUGAAGAAUGUCAUGAGGAGCGAGCAUCCGGAUCUUGUGGUACUGAAUGGCGACCUAAUUACCGGCGAGGACACCCACAAGGAGAACUCGACAGAGUACAUCAAUCAGAUCGUGCGGCCCAUGAUAGAGGCUGGCCAGAAAUGGACCUCUAUUUACGGAAACCACGAUUCCAAGCACAACCUGGACCGCGAACAACUCUUCCGCGCCGAGAAGGGCUAUGACCUCUGCUACACCACCUCCAUGGGCGACAAGCUCCCCGGCAUCACCAACUAUUACUUGCCCAUCUUCGACGGCGACGCCAAGGACCCCAUUGCUCUGCUGUGGUUCUUUGAUAGCCGCGGCGGCACUACCUACCAGACCGACUCCGACAAUAUGGACGAUAUUCCCAAUUGGGUCGCACCUGAGACGGCCGAGUGGUUCACCACGACCUACGACGAGCUGAAGGAAAAGCACGGCCGUGUCAUCCCUAGCGUGGCCUUCGUGCACAUCCCGCCCCACGUUUUCCUCGACGCCCAAAAGUCAAAUCUAGACCCAAGCAAGUUUCCGGGCUUGAAUGCCGACUCCCCGUUGGCCAUUCAGGGCCAGGGCCAAGAGGACGACCCGUUCAUCGAGGCGCUGCUCGAGGCCGAGGGCCUCCACAGCAUCCACGUCGGUCACGACCACGGCGACUCCUGGUGCUCCACUUGGCCCGGCCACGAGGGCGGACUCGGCGCCGAAGCUCCAUUCCUCUGCUUUGCAAAGCACACAGGCUAUGGAGGAUACGGCGAAUGGAACCGCGGUGCUCGGAUGCUGAGACUGCUGUUUUCCCAGGGCGAUAACCCGCAGAUGUCGGUCGAGACCUGGGUCCGCAUGGAGGACGAUCAAGUCAUCACACGUGUCUCCCUUAACGAAACCUACGGCCUGGAUUCCUACCCUUCCAACAAUGGAGAGUGA
Molecule: messenger RNA, 1236 nt
Organism: Colletotrichum chrysophilum
Lineage: Eukaryota; Fungi; Ascomycota; Sordariomycetes; Glomerellales; Glomerellaceae
Exons: 1
Coding region: 1-1236 (411 amino acids)
Cellular component (GO): cytoplasm
Molecular function (GO): hydrolase activity, acting on ester bonds
Source: RefSeq, a predicted model, not a curated record